Messenger RNA from Penicillium macrosclerotiorum, 1191 nucleotides. Its product is annotated as epoxide hydrolase family protein. The coding region runs from base 1 to 1191 and encodes 396 amino acids. The transcript is spliced from 7 exons. Gene Ontology annotation, biological process: epoxide metabolic process. NCBI's taxonomy places the organism in Eukaryota, Fungi, Ascomycota, Eurotiomycetes, Eurotiales, Aspergillaceae. The record is from RefSeq and is a predicted model, not a curated record. Gene Ontology annotation, molecular function: epoxide hydrolase activity.
AUGUCUCGUCCAUUUAGCACCCUGCCCUCCACGGCCCGGGUCACCCCGACCCCCUUCACCAUCUCCAUCCCGAAGCAGCAACUCGCCGAGAUGGAGACCCUGAUAAAAUUGUCAAAAGUUGCACCACCAACCUACGAGAACUCCCAGAUAGAUGCGCGGUACGGGGUGACGUCCGCUUGGCUUGUUACUAUGAAGGAACAAUGGCUGCGAUCGUAUCAUUGGAAGACCUCCGAGGAUCGUUUCAACCAGUUCCCUCAAUGGAAAGUAGACAUAGAAGGGAUCGCCAUUCAUUUCGUGGCUCUCUUCUCUGAGAAGAAGGAUGCAGUUCCCAUUGUGUUGAUUCAUGGAUGGCCUGGAAGUUUUGUGGAGUUCUUACCCAUGCUCGAUCUAUUUCAGAAAGAGUAUACUCCAAGUACACUCCCAUAUCAUUUGAUUGUGCCGUCCCUUCCGGGCUUUACCUUCUCUUCUGGUCCGCCUCUGGAUCGGAAUUUUGGCACGUCCGACAUAGCUCGUGUUUUGGAUCAGCUGAUGAAGGACUUGGGAUUUGAGAGUGGUUAUGUUGCGCAGGGCGGUGACAUUGGGGCCCGCGUGGCCCGCACUUUAGCCGUGGACCAUGAAAGUUGUAAAGCCGUGCAUCUUAAUGUGUGCUUCAUGGUGCGCCCUGAGGGUACAUCAGACGAUAACUUAACCGCCUUUGAAAACAAUGGGAUCAAGCGGAUGGACGAGUUCAAGAUGACUGGCUCUGGAUAUGCAAUCGAACAUGGUACUCGGCCAAGUACAAUCGGCCAUGUUCUCUCAACAAACCCUGUUUCAUUGUUGGCAUGGAUCGGGGAGAAAUUCCUGGAAUGGGUAGACGACCCUUUAUCGCCAGAACAAAUUUUUGAAUCGGUCAGUCUGUACUGGCUGACCGAUACUUUCCCUCGCUCAAUCUACACCUAUCGCCAGAAUUUCCCAUCCCCGUCGGUCCCUGCGGCCAACGACCCCCGCUGGUACAUCAAAAAGCCAUUUGGAUUCUCAUUCUUCCCAAAAGAACUGGCCCCGCUCCCUCGAUCUUGGAUUGAAACAACCGGCAACCUCGUAUUCUACGAGCGCCACCAGAAGGGCGGCCAUUUUGCGGCACUUGAGGAGCCUGAGGUUUUGAAAUCUGACAUAGAGAAAUUUUUAGAGCAGGAAUGGCCAGGAAUCCAGUGA